Molecule: messenger RNA, 910 nt
Organism: Anguilla anguilla (European eel)
Lineage: Eukaryota; Metazoa; Chordata; Actinopteri; Anguilliformes; Anguillidae
Product: lysozyme C-like
Exons: 4
Coding region: 222-653 (143 amino acids)
Molecular function (GO): lysozyme activity
Source: RefSeq, a predicted model, not a curated record
UGACAGGCGGACAAACCUCUGAUUUUUCACAAGUUGAACCACGUACUAAUAAAUCACAGAACCAGCCAGUCACAGCUCGAGUUAGUUUUGACCCUUUCUCUACUCUCGAGGCUAUUUAAACGGCCGUGGAAGGUUGGGUCGCAUUCAGAAUCAACUGUCGUUUCAGAAUCAACUGUCGUUUCAGAAUCAACUGUCACUUCAGAAUCAACUGUCACUUCAGAAUGAGGGCUCUGGUGUUUCUCCUGCUCGUGGCCGCCGCGAGCGCCAAAGUGUUUUCGCGGUGCGAGCUGGCGAGGACCCUGAAGGCCGCUGGAAUGGACGGCUACCGCGGGGUCUCACUGGCAAACUGGGUCUGCUUGACCAAGUGGGAGUCAAACUACAACACAGCCGUCACUAACCGCAACACCGACGGGUCGACGGACUACGGCAUCUUCCAGAUCAACAGUCGCUGGUGGUGUAACAAUGGCGUGACCCCCACUUCAAACGGCUGUAAUAUCCCGUGCUCCAGACUGCUGUCCUCAGACAUCAGCGCUGCGAUUACGUGUGCCAAGCGUGUGGUCAGAGAUCCCAACGGGAUCAGCGCAUGGGUGGCCUGGCGGAACCGCUGUCGUGGAAAAGACCUCAGCCAGUACGUCGCGGGCUGUGGGGUGUGAGACAGGCACCCAGCAGGAGAAGCACCUUCUCUCCUUCCCUCCCUCUUCUGUGAUCACUCGCUUAUGAUUUUCCAAACCCGACGCCCCCACAAAGGCUCAACGGUGUAACACUUGUCUUUGAUUCCCUUGCUUGUCUGUAUUAAAAAUGAGUAAGAUAUAAAGCUUCUGCAAAAAAUUGCUACAUCUAAUUUUUUCCCAUCAACCCUUUUGCUUUCAUUGGCUAAAUUACUUCAAUAAAGACAUACUUUGCAUUUGCA